Messenger RNA from Zingiber officinale, 1320 nucleotides. RefSeq lists its product as uncharacterized. Lineage: Eukaryota; Viridiplantae; Streptophyta; Magnoliopsida; Zingiberales; Zingiberaceae. The coding region runs from base 1 to 1320 and encodes 439 amino acids. The record is from RefSeq and is a predicted model, not a curated record. The transcript has 7 exons.
AUGGGGACUGUGAAUAGUUGUCACAAUGAAGCUAGAAUACAAUUUGAGGCUUUUCAAGAUCAAAGGCAUAGUGUGGGGAAUAUUUUACGAGUACAUAGUCAUGAUAUGGAAAUUGAUUAUCGGACUCGUUUAACAGCAAUGUUGGAUGUGACACACUUUCUAUUGAAGCAAGGGUUGCCCUUUCGUGGACACGAUGAGUCAACUAGUUCUUCAAAUAGAGAGAUUACACUUGCUAUAAUCAAUGAUAUUGGAGAUAAAUUCUUUUCUUUGAUGGUUGAUGAGGCUAGGGACAGUUCAGUGAAGGAGCAUAUGGGAGUUGUUUUGAGGUAUGCGAAUAAAAAAGGAUGUGUGAUUGAACGAUUUCUUGCAGUUGUGCAUGUGCCUGACACCAGUUCUCAUUCUUUGAAAAUGGCUAUUGAUGCUUUAUUUGUGCAACAUGGUUUAUCAUUAUCUAGAUUGAGAGGCCAAGGAUAUGAUGGAGCUUCAAAUAUGCGUGUGAUAGAAGUGUUAGGAAAUGUAUAUGAUGAUGCCUCUUAUUCUGCAAAUAAAGGUGUUGCCGCAGGUUUAAUUGAGAAGAUGGAGAGUUAUCAAUUUGUUUUUGUGUUACAUUUGAUGAAGUAUAUAUUGGGAAUUACAAAUGAGUUAUCACUUUCCUUACAACAAGGGGAUCAAAAUAUUGUUCAAGCCAUGUCCUUGGUUAGAAGUGUGAAAUGUCGACUACAAGACUUCAGGGAAGAUGGAUGGCAGAUAAUUUUGGAACAAGUUAACACAUUUUGUGAAUUGAAUAUGAUUCCAAUACUUGAUAUGGAGGACAACAUGCUAACUCGUGGUCAUGGUAGGCGUAGAGGGCAGCUCAUCACCAAUUUUCAUCAUUAUCGUGUGGAGAUUUUUUGUCAGGUUGUUGAUUUAAUUAUACAAGAGAUGAAUAAUCAUUUUUCAGAAGUUAGUACAGAAUUGCUUGGUUGCAUAUCAUGUCUUCAUCCAAGAAAUUCUUUCUCUCAAUUUGAUGUUCACAAACUCAUCCAUCUUGCUGAUUUUUAUCCCGAGGACUUCUGUGAGUUGGCAUUAGUUUUACCAGUUGCAACUGCUUCGGUUGAACAAGUGUUUUCUGCAAUGAAAAUUGUGAAGACUGAUUUACACAAUAGAAUGGGAGAUGAAUGGAUGAAUGACAGUCUAAAUCCAAUUGCCUCCUCUUGUACCGACUCGUCAGUCGUCGCAGACUUCUGUGCCAACCCGGAAAUGAAGCUCACCUAUGGAAGAAAGGUUAUGGAGAAUCAGUCUAGUAUUAAGUGGGACAAGGGAAAGGCUCUCGAGUUCUAG